UGUUAAAAGCUCAACAUGACACCGGAAGAGCAAGCUGCUAAAAUAAAACAAUUAAGGGAGGAAAUUAGCAAUCUGAAUAAAUCAGUACCUGAUCAGUAUCUUGAACAAUUUUUAAUUGCUCGUAGCUGGAAUGUUGCAGCUGCAAAAGACCAACUCUUGAAAAUGUAUGAGUGGCGAGAUAAAAACCAAAUCGACUAUCAUCCAGUGGCCACAGAUGAAAAUAAACUUCCUGUUCUCUAUGCUGUUCGGGGCUUUCAUAGUAUUCCUGAUAGUAAUUUGGAAGCACAGCCGGGUAUAUCCGAAGCAGUCCUUAGAAUCAACAAGUAUAUGGGUGGUGCCUGUUUGCAUAAAACGGAUAGAGAGGGAUGUCCUGUUUACAUUGAAAGAUUGGGUUACCAUAAGGCAAAAGAACUGGCGAAAUAUACAAAAGUUGAGGAGGUGCAAGGAUAUCAUAUCGGUUGUAAUGAAUUUUUGCACAGAGUUGUCAUGAAAGAUUGUUCAAUUGCAGCUGGAAGGCACAUCAAUAGGGAGACCGUCAUUUUUGACUGUACUGGCAUGAACUGGGGCCAGCUGCAUAUGCCAGCUUUGAAUUUUAUUAGAGCAAUUGCAGACUGUGAUCAGAAGUACUAUCCAGAAACUCUCAACAAAUUCUUUUUGGUAAAUGCUCCCAGUGCCUUCGUAUAUGUUUGGAAGAUUGUUAAAGCGUGGCUUGAUCCUGGUACUAUUGCCAAGAUACAAAUUAUUGGAUCUGAUUACAAAAAAGCACUGUUAGAACAAAUUGCACCAGAGAAUCUACCCAAGUUUUUAGGGGGCGAAUGCGACUGUGAUCAUAUGGAUGGUGGUUGUGUACCUUCCCAAGUGUUAAAAAAUGCGAAACCGCUGAACGCUACCGACGCUAACCAAAAAGUAGCUACUGCUUAUAACGAUGACAUUAUGAAACAAGGCAAAACGUCUGAUACCAUUCGGGGACCUGCAUUUCACUAGAAUGACGUUUCUUUGUUUCCCGUUAUAAUUCUACACUCUUGACUCAACAAGUUUUAGAGAACAAUACAUUGUUCAAAUUGUAUAGACAGUUCCCAAUUUUUGAAGAUUAAAGUAACACAUCCGUGCACCACAGAAACAACUAAUAAAAUUUAAUCAUUGU
Messenger RNA from Mycotypha africana, 1144 nucleotides. RefSeq names its product CRAL-TRIO domain-containing protein. Bases 16 to 984 code for a protein of 322 amino acids. NCBI's taxonomy places the organism in Eukaryota, Fungi, Mucoromycota, Mucoromycetes, Mucorales, Mycotyphaceae. The transcript is spliced from 6 exons. The record is from RefSeq and is a predicted model, not a curated record.